AUGACAACAAUCUUUGAGCGAUCUAUUGGUAAUAACCUACCUGGAACAAGGGUUAACUUCUCCACAUCAGUCGGCAAGAUGACCAUUUCAUUUGACAAAGUUCCAAGAUAUUUCGAAACACGAUCUCAAGAUGUAAUCAAAACUGUCAAAUUUGACGAAGCAUUUAAUCAAAAAUGCUUGCCACAUAUACAUAAUCUUGGAGAUCCAGCUUCUUAUGAAGAUAAUAAAGUAAGGAUUAUCAUGGCGUUUAAUUAUAUUAAACAAGAGCAUAAACUAUACGGAUCUGUUUCACUUUACAUGAAGAGUGAUAAGGCAUUCAAGAUCAGAACUUUUCAUGGAGAUGCUGAAAUCGACUACAAUUCCAAUUGGAGCUACUUUGCCGCUUGCAACGAUGGAGGACAUCCAUCAGUUGAGUUCUUGAAUCCAGACUCUUUCCCAGGAAUUGAAGAAGCAAUUAAUCUUUCUUUCAAUAAUCUCGUUCAAAAUGUAAAGGUUUCCGAAUUGACAAGAUUAUUUGACUAA
Molecule: messenger RNA, 522 nt
Organism: Trichomonas vaginalis G3
Lineage: Eukaryota; Parabasalia; Trichomonadida; Trichomonadidae
Exons: 1
Coding region: 1-522 (173 amino acids)
Source: RefSeq, a predicted model, not a curated record